GCUUGGACAUCUUCCCACAAACAGAUUAAGUCCAACACCUUUGAGUGGUCUCUCACAGCUGCCACUGGUGCAAGCCAGUGAAUUUAGAAGCAUCUCUUAACUGGCAGUGCGUUAACCUCCAUGCUUGCCAGGAAGACCAUUCAGUCAAACAGCUUUACCAUUGUUAAAGGUCAUCUGCAGCAUAUUUCUCUUUCUCUUCAUAAUCUGUAGAGGAAAAAAUGCAGGCACUGCCAGUUUUAGCUCAGGUAGAAGCCCCGUUUGCUCCUAAGCAGCAGACCUAGGCUUGGGAGUGACUUUUGCACUGUAGAUUGUAGGCAAAAACUGUUGGGUUGUAGAGAUGACAUUUUCAGCCAUUCUACGGGGAGUGCUACUGAAGAGUGAUCUUAUAGUGCUCUAAUUUAAGAACGGCAAGUUGAUGUCUCUAGCAGAGUUUUUACCUACAGCACACAGUGUGGAUUUCAGUUUGCACUAGUCAUCGCCAAGGCUAUCUAGCCUCCAGGGAGCUGCUGCUGAAAUGAAAUGUAAUAGCCUCCGGGGUGCUUUUUAUUUCACAUCACAAAUUACAUGAAUAAAAAAGAGUGUUUGAACAUAAACAGAGUCCUUCCAUUGACUUCAGUGGGAGCUGGAUCAUGUCUGUUAGGUUGGAAUCAGGUCUUCAAACACAAAACAUGCAUCCAGGAAACAAAAUCUCUUAUUUCGGCUGCAUACUGCUGAACCUGUGUGAUCCUGUACAGUCCAGCACCAGCUGGCCCAUAGCAGCUGCUUCAGGAAGUGUCUAAAUUGGGGAUGAGUGAUUGAUCUCUUUUCACCUGGGCUGGGAUGGAGAGAGGAAAUCUUUUUCUGUAUCUGAUGAAGUGGGUUUUAGGCCACAAAAGCUUAUGCCCAAAUAAAUUUGUUAGUCUCUAAGGUGCCACAAGUACUCCUAUUCUUUUUUCUGAGACUGUAAUUCUCCUCCUGUCUUUGCUCUGGCUUGUAUAUGGCCUUGGCCUGGAUAGUUGUUGUUUUUUUUGUUUGUUUGUUUUUGAAAAACAAAAACAACCACCUAGGGCUUUAAUAUGUAAGAAGAAAAUACUAGCCUCCUCUCUGGAUGUCAGUUGUACUCUGUUGUUGUCCUAGGGCUUGAUUUUCAGAGGUCCUGAACCCCAGGAGCUCCCAUUGACUUCAGUUGGAGUUGUAGAUGCUUAGGCCUGCUAAGGCCCCAUGUCUUACCAUGGAUUUCCUGAUUUCAAAAUCCCUCAUAAGCAGGAAGCUGGACGAAUGGCCUCAGUUACGCAAUAGGCCAAAGAGCUUGUGUGGAAGGGUCCUCCAUGGGCUGGAUGUCCUAGUGGUUAGUGCCCACUCAGCUGGUGAGGGAUAGUAGGGGAGCCUCAGCCCACCCACUCCACCGGGCUCAUCCGAGGACCCUAGGAGGGUCAGUGGCACAGAACCCUGAGGAGGGUUGUGGACCCUUUUGUGUUACCUUCCCUGGGUUGCUUCCUAACUCUGCUUUCUCCGCUUCCAGUCCCAGUUAAGGAGAAAGAAAAUAGAAAAGGGAAACCAAACUAUUUGCUCCAACCGGGCUCAGCACACAGGCUCCUGCGAAAGAUUACAUUUGGAUCUUCUGAAAAACAGAGACUUUUUUCGCCAUGAAUGCAAGAAAAGACUCUUGGGAGAACAGCAGAAUGAGAUGUUUCAAAGCGCCACAUAUCUGCACAGCAUUAUCCUUAGUAAUGCUGUUCCUAUCAGUCACUGGAACGUCAAAGCAAAAUAUCCCAAGACUUAAACUUUCCUACAAAGACUUGCUGCUUUCAAACAGCUGUAUCCCAUUCCUGGGCUCAGCGGAGGGGUUUGAUUUUCGGACCCUGCUGCUAGAUGAGGAGAGGGGCCGGCUGCUAAUCGGAGCUAAAGACCACAUCUUUCUGCUCAGCUUGGUUGAUUUAAACAAAAAUGUAAAAAAGAUUUACUGGCCUGCAGCAAAAGAGAAGGUGGAAGUAUGCAAACUAGCUGGGAAAGAUGUGCAGACAGAAUGUGCAAAUUUUAUCAGGGUUCUUCAGCCCUACAACCGGACACAUGUUUAUGUCUGUGGCACAGGAGCCUUUCACCCUGUGUGUGGAUACAUUGAGCUUGGAAUACACAAAGAGGAAACAGUAUUCAGACUGGACACUCAGAACCUGGAGCCUGGCAGGUUGAAAUGUCCUUUUGAUCCUCAUCAGCCAUUUGCUUCAGUAAUGACAGAUGACUACCUCUAUGCUGGAACAGCUUCUGAUUUCCUUGGCAAAGAUCCAGCUUUAACACGUUCUCUGGGCCCUUCUCACGACCACCAUUACAUCAGAACUGACAUUUCCGAACAUUACUGGCUUAAUGGAGCAAAAUUUAUUGGAACCUACCCCAUCCCAGACACAUAUAACCCAGACGACGACAAAAUUUAUUUCUUUUUCCGAGAAAUAUCGCAAGAUAGCAGCACGUCUGACAAAGCGAUCCUUUCCCGAGUUGGAAGAAUUUGUAAGAAUGAUAUGGGAGGUCAACGGAGCCUAAUAAACAAAUGGACAACUUUUCUGAAAGCAAGACUGGUGUGUUCGAUACCUGGCCCUGAGGGGGCAGACACAUACUUUGAUGAGCUACAAGAUAUAUUCUUACUUUCCACAAGAGAUGAGAGAAACCCUCUAGUAUAUGGAGUCUUCACUACUACAAGUUCUGUAUUCAAGGGCUCUGCGGUUUGUGUAUACAGCAUGGCUGAUAUGAGAGCUGUUUUCAAUGGCCCUUACGCUCACAAAGAAAGUGUGGAUCAUCGAUGGGUACAAUACGAAGGACGUAUCCCAUACCCCCGGCCUGGUACAUGUCCAAGCAAAACUUAUGACCCGUUGAUUAAAUCUACCAGAGAUUUUCCAGAUGAUGUCAUUAGUUUUAUAAAACGCCAUCCAUUGAUGUACAAGUCAGUUUACCCGGUGACUGGAGGACCUGUAUUUACUAGAAUCAAUGUGGACUACAGGCUGACGCAGAUUGUGGUGGAUCAUGUCAUGGCAGAAGAUGGGCAAUAUGAUGUUAUAUUCCUAGGCACAGACACAGGAACGGUACUGAAAGUUGUGAGUAUUACAAAGGAGAAGUGGACUAUGGAGGAGGUAGUCCUGGAAGAGCUGCAGAUUUUCAAGCAUCCAACAUUUAUCUCAACUAUGGAGAUGUCCCUGAAGCAGCAACAAUUGUACAUUGGUUCCAAAGAUGGAUUGGUUCAGCUUUCCCUGCACAGAUGUCACACGUAUGGGAAGGCUUGUGCAGACUGCUGCCUUGCCAGAGACCCAUACUGCGCUUGGGAUGGAAACUCGUGUUCCAGAUAUGCACCAACUUCUAAAAGGCGAGCCAGGAGGCAAGAUGUCAAAUAUGGAGACCCAGUCGCUCAGUGCUGGGAUGUGGAAGAAAGCAUUAGUCAUGAAACUGCUGAUGAAAAGGUGAUUUUUGGCAUUGAAUUUAAUUCAACUUUUCUGGAAUGCAUUCCUAAGUCCCAGCAAGCCUCGAUUAGGUGGUAUAUUCAACGCUCUGGAGAAGAACACCGAGAAGAGCUGAAGGCUGACGAGAGGAUCAUCAAAACAGAAUACGGGCUGCUGAUCCGCAGCCUGCAAAGAAAGGACACAGGGGCGUAUUACUGCAAAGCACAGGAACACACAUUCAUUCACACCAUCAUGAAGUUAAAUUUGAAUGUCGUAGAGAACGGGCACAUGGAAAGCACUCAGAAAACGGAGGAUGAAGAGGGACGGGGGAGAGAUUUGCUUACUGAGUCGCGGCUGAGGUACAAGGAUUACAUCCAACUCGUCAGCAGCCCCAGUUUCAGCCUGGAUGAGUAUUGUGAACAGAUGUGGCACCGAGAGAAGCGACGGCAGCGGAACAAAGGUGGGGCAAAAUGGAAGCACAUGCAGGAGAUGAAGAAAAAGCGAAAUCGAAGGCACCAUGAACCUGUCAGCAGCCCACAUGCUAGGCCUACAUCUACGUAGCUUUUAUAUUCUAUUUAAAGAAAGGACAUUUAACAUGCAAAAAUACUGUGUUCUGUUUUGUGCAUCCUUCCUAUUAAUUAAUAUUGCUUCACACUGAGAUUAGAUAAUGUACAGUCAUUAUUGGUCUGUACAGGACUGCACUGUAAUACUGGAAUAUUAUAGCAAAUAACAAAUUGCCCGCAUUCAAGGCAAUAAUUCCAAAUCUGGGUUUUUUCCCAGAAAUUCAGAUUUUGCAGCUAACAGUGAGAAGCUGAUUCGUGACAUAUGUCAUGUGGGUGUUCCAUGGCUUCCCUGGCUUAAUUUUUAUAUGAGAUUUAAAGUCUGUGUUACAGUGCAUUAUUAAUUGACUGCUACAUUCCACCCAAGAGUUGGCUGCAGUUCAGGGGUAUGUGGAUGUAUUUGUAAAACUGCUCGGGGGUCUUGUAAGGAUGGGAGGUGCCAUAUAGAUACAGGCCAUUUUGUGACAGAUCUGCAAAACUAUACUAAAUUACCCAUUGGACAUAUAUUUAGGUACAUGGGUGGCAUUUGCUAACACAGAGAAGCAAAGCAAAAAAUCAAAUUAAAUAUAAGCUUAGAAGUAACACUCGUUUUCCCCUUUUAAAAAUGUAAUCACAUUUUAAGAGGAGGAGAUGCAGAGCUUUAUUCAUUAGGGCAUAAGCAGCCUCUAGUUUGCAGUCCAUCUGCUGAAAUGAAAUUUUGACUCAAUUGAAACUGCCAGCAAGGUACUCGAGAGUAAAUUUCGUAAGAAGCACCUGGGAGGUACAUGCACAAACCCUAUUAACAAAUAAUGGGAUUUCUGCCUUCACCUCUAUUGUCUCGCUGAAGAUUUUACCCUGAAUGUCUCCACUCACCUCUACAACUCUAACCCCCGUCUGGCUUCAUUUUCUGGAGUAUGGUUAGUUUGUUGUAGAAAAAAAGAGGAAUGGAGAACACAUACGCACAAAAACCCUCCCGAACUUGAUGACAAAAGACAAUGAGGGAAACAUAUUUGGCGACAGACAGAAACUGACAGUGCUCUUACGCCAGAUAUAACAUUGGGGAGAGAGCAGACAUUCCUCAGACUUGUGUAUUUGUUUUGUAAAAGCUCUUGUGUAUUUCAAACAAGGCAUUGUGUUGUUGGAAUUAAUACUUUUUUAUUAUAAUUAAAUAAAAACAAAAAAAGCCCA
Molecule: messenger RNA, 5128 nt
Organism: Gopherus evgoodei (Goodes thornscrub tortoise)
Lineage: Eukaryota; Metazoa; Chordata; Testudines; Testudinidae
Gene: SEMA3D
Product: semaphorin 3D
Exons: 18
Coding region: 1626-3962 (778 amino acids)
Biological process (GO): neural crest cell migration; negative regulation of axon extension involved in axon guidance; semaphorin-plexin signaling pathway
Molecular function (GO): chemorepellent activity; semaphorin receptor binding
Source: RefSeq, a predicted model, not a curated record